AUGGCAGUCUAUGAAGCAGCAUUUAUUCAUAAUCCAGUUCUCCUGGACACGACUCACAUAAUCUUCAUGGUGGCCUAUAAGAACAUAAGAAAGAAGGUCAGACCAAAGGUCCAACCUAGCCUUCCUCUUGGGCAUGGUGGUAAUGGCUGGAUCAUCCUCAUCACUGGCUUCCAGGAGAAGAAGACAGUCCCUCCUAUGUGGUUCCUUAACAUGGCCAUUGCUGACUUCUUCUUCACCUCCUUCCUACCCUUCAGAGUUAGCUACCUAGCCUUGGGCUUUCGUUGGUCCUUGGGCAGCGUGAUGUAUAAAUUGACCAUUAUUGUCACCUCGCUCAACAUGUUCACUAGGGUUUUCCUCCUCACAGUCAUCAACGCCAACCACUGCAUCUCCAUGGCCUGCCCUGUAUGGUCCCGGAACCACAGGUUGCCCCGUCUGGCUUCUUUGGUUAUUCUGGUCAUAUGGAUCCUAUCCCUUGCAUUGAGCUUGCAGUACCGUAAUCUCUGGGAUUCCAUGAGCUCAUCUUCAGAAUGGAACGUCACCUCUGGCAAUCUGCACAGUGUCCAAGAGAACCUUUUUCUGAGAAAACAAAGGAUGAUGGCCCGUGUUGCUAUCCACUUCCUGGUUGGGUUCCUGGUCCCAUUAGCCUUGAUCAUCACCUGCUACAUUCUUCUAGCUGCCAAGCUGAGAAGCCAUCUCACUCAGUCCAGGAAGCUCCUCAAUGUUCACCUUGUCUUGAUCUUGAUCUUUUACCUCUGCUGGCUCCCAUAUCACGUCUUCUACUUCCUGCAGGUCUCAGGUGAUGCACUACAUUCAGUGAUGGAAAAAUCCCUGGACAUGGGCAUCCUCUUUGCCGAUGGCCUGCUCUAUUUUCACAGCUGCCUCACUCCCAUCGUCUUCCUUUCCAUGGGCCAGGAGUUCAUGGGCCGCAGGGAAAAUGCAUUUAAUACUAAAAUGCUGUGCACUUGGCAGGAGAGCCAGCUGAAUAGGGGAGAAAUGUUCAAGGGGAGAUGGGAUCCAUUCACAAACUAUAUGCUAGCUCAAGAUAACGAGCUUCCUAAGUGUGUUGUGUCCCCCUAUAGUAACUGA
Molecule: messenger RNA, 1086 nt
Organism: Mauremys reevesii (Reeves's turtle)
Lineage: Eukaryota; Metazoa; Chordata; Testudines; Geoemydidae
Product: chemokine-like receptor 1
Exons: 2
Coding region: 1-1086 (361 amino acids)
Biological process (GO): inflammatory response; positive regulation of cytosolic calcium ion concentration; complement receptor mediated signaling pathway
Cellular component (GO): plasma membrane
Molecular function (GO): complement receptor activity; N-formyl peptide receptor activity
Source: RefSeq, a predicted model, not a curated record